Messenger RNA from Neurospora tetrasperma FGSC 2508, 207 nucleotides. RefSeq lists its product as uncharacterized. The record is from RefSeq and is a predicted model, not a curated record. The transcript is spliced from 2 exons. NCBI's taxonomy places the organism in Eukaryota, Fungi, Ascomycota, Sordariomycetes, Sordariales, Sordariaceae. The coding region runs from base 1 to 207 and encodes 68 amino acids.
AUGCUGAUAAUCAUUCUUCUGCUCCUGCGUGUUAUUAACUGUACCUCCUGUACUCUCGGUACUACAUCCUCAUCUCCUGUCAACGCUCAGUUUCGUCGAGGUUCCGAGGAUCAGGAAACAUCCAAGGGUGAACAGCGGAUGAGCACUGCUCCUUCUAAGAGUGGAAAUGAUUGUGGCCCUCGCCGUCACCAUCAUCCGCCGCUAUGA